This is a messenger RNA of Triticum urartu, 722 nucleotides long. Its product is annotated as small ribosomal subunit protein eS17x. Lineage: Eukaryota; Viridiplantae; Streptophyta; Magnoliopsida; Poales; Poaceae. The record is from RefSeq and is a predicted model, not a curated record. Gene Ontology annotation, biological process: translation. Gene Ontology annotation, molecular function: structural constituent of ribosome. Gene Ontology annotation, cellular component: ribosome.
UCGCCCCCAAACCCUACUCCUCCUGCCCUCGCGCCGCCGCACCCCGCACCAACCAGCGCCCAGCCGCCGCCGGAGAAGGAGACGGAGCAGCCGCAGCCAUGGGUCGCGUCCGCACCAAGACCGUGAAGAAGACCUCCCGCCAGGUCAUCGAGAAGUACUACUCUCGGAUGACCCUCGACUUCCACACCAACAAGAAGGUGCUCGAGGAGGUCUCCAUCCUCCAGUCGAAGCGCCUCCGCAACAAGGUGGCCGGCUUCACCACCCAUCUGAUGCGCCGCAUCCAGCGCGGCCCCGUGCGCGGCAUCUCCCUCAAGCUGCAGGAGGAGGAGCGUGAGCGCCGCAUGGACUUCGUGCCGGAGAAGUCGGCGCUCGAGGUCGACGAGAUCCGCGUCGACAAGGAGACCAUGGACAUGUUGGCGUUCCUCGGCAUGGCCGACCUCCCCGGCGUUGAGCGCGCCCCCGAGGCCACCUCUGCCGCUGCCCCCUACCGCCAGCCCUUCAACGGACCCCGCGGUGGCAAUCGCGCCUAGGUUCCUCCGCAUCGUCGUCGUCGUACCCCUAUCAUCUUUACAUGUUUUAUUAUUAGAUCUGUUACUUGUGGCAAGUGAUGUUUUGAACUCAGAGCUUAAGUUCGAGGUAUUUUGAUCUGCGUAUGGUGAACAUGAUCUGUUUAUCUCAUCGUUUAUCUGAAGUGAUUCGAUAUAUUACUGUUGAGCUUUGAA